UGUGAUAAAAUCUAACAACCCUCACCUGGCAGGUGGGGAAAAAAUCCCAUUUGGAGAGAUGAAUCAAACCUGGAAGAGUCCGAAAAGCUCCACGUGAGCUGGAAGAGUCCCUUCGAACUCUCCCCUCUUUUCGUUGGCAGCCAACCUGCUGAGAUCACUCCCACUGCCGGGCUGCAGGGCCCCUGGACCGGAAGGCCGAGAAGGUGGUGUUCCGAGGCGUUUUCAUCACCGGUCUCAGAGGUUGAAGGACCCGAACUAGACAUCGAACUAGACUAUCCCCGUUGGGUACCCCAGGUGACGGGUCCUAUGGUCCCGGUCACUGGCUACCUCUCUUGGUUUAUACCAGGACCGAUCUCAUUCUGCCUGGCCAACCAGGACACCCCGACGUCGACACAGACACUUCUCUACUUGGCAAACGCAGAUCUAGACACCUCAGACGGACGGUCCUCUCCAUGGUCUAUUGAAGUUUUCUUCCUCAGCCCUUUAUCUCGCGCGGGCAGCAGUGCCCAAGCUUCGCUCGUCGCGUCGCACGUGCGGCCCAUGGGUUGUGCCGCGAGCGCGAGCAGCGCACGCUUCCCACGGGGUGAGAGCGCCAUUCGCUUCUCGAAGGUGCUUCCCAGCGAUGCACCGGCACCCGUAAGGCCGGUUGCAAGGGCACUGGUGAGCUCCGAUCAGCCACGUGUGAAUGAUCGAGAGGUGCUCGCCAGCCUGACCGAGCUCAAGGAACAUGAUUUGCAACUCCCCCAGACGUUCCAGGACGUUCCAGGCGAAGCUCUUCUGGCAGCACCAGACAUCUUGUUUGCCAUCUCAUCUGAAGAUCAGAUUUACUACGAUGACUCCACCCUCGCGACGUACCGAUCCUGGGAGCCUUCCAUGGAGCCACGUCCGCUUGGGCAGCCGCUACCACCUGGGCCGCAGGAGCACUUGGAGAAUAUGCACCGUGUGCUUCGGCUUGCACGGUCUGCCAGGAGGCAUCCAAGGGCCUUCAAAGUGGUACUGGGACGAGAUGAAGACUCCGACGAGGAAUGACUUGCCCAGUGCAAGUUCUUUGGUUCCUCAUACCUGCAGUCUCCGACUAUCUCGGUCAAGGGGUACCUUCGUACCUGUCUUGUACCAUGUAUAUACGGUAAUGAGCGGGUCAUUUCCCAUUUUCGAGCAGCCAUGCCACGCCCGGCCUGAACAAAGGCAAGAGAGGAAGAAAUGAACUUCCUUGGCGAUGAAGUGGCUGGCCCCACAAAGAGUUUCUUCAACGCUGCGGGUCUGACUCAGUCAAGUGUCCUGAACAUGUGUUUUCUUGUACCUGGUACCCCGAAGUGC
This is a messenger RNA of Durusdinium trenchii, 1317 nucleotides long. Lineage: Eukaryota; Dinophyceae; Suessiales; Symbiodiniaceae. The record is from the annotation of a GenBank genome assembly.